CAGUACUGGUCAACCCUCCCCCUCCUCAGCUCUUUCUACCGCCUCUCAUGUUCCUGACUGGCUGGAAACACGUGUGCCAUGGCGCCCUCUUCCGGGGUUGUCGGGCAUUGCGCCCAGGAGGUAAACACGCGUUUAUUCUCAGAGAAAGAUCACUGGGGCCCCCAAGCGGCCGAACGUGGAACUGCUCCCUGCCGGCCACUCCAUCUUCUUUCCUCCCCAUGCAUCUUCUGAAAUGGAGGUGAAACAACGAAGCGCUCCACAUUAACGAGUCACCAAAAGAAAAUACUAAAAAGUAGAAUAUUAUUAUUACUUGAAAUAUUAAAUGUUUAAUUGUUCAGUUGUAUCAGAAACAAUGGGCGACUUCUUUGUUUCAUGUUAUGUUUUUAUUUGUUUUUAUAAUGAAUUUAGGAUUGUACGGUUAAAAUGAAAGGAUGCUUUAUUCGUUCAGAAUUAGAAAAUCAUUAGAUUGUUAACAAAAAUCCUACUAAUGUCUUUCAUUAAACCCACAAAAUGUAAUGAAUGCGACAUGAAUAUGUUUGAUUUCAACUUUGCAAACCUCUAUAACUCUACCCAUAUUUUCUGAUAUUUAUGCUUACAGUAAUGUUUAUCCAUCUUUGUUGCUUUGAUUCGUUUCCCUCAUAUUGACAAUUAGUUGUACUGUCACCCAUGCAUGACGUCAUUUAAAGACAACUUUAUCUCAGACUCACUUCAGACAAAGAAAGUUAAUUGUGAUGUUCCGUAACUAGAAUAAAACAAGUUCUCCGCUGAAAUAGUUCAGUUUUCAUUUUGUGUGGAAAUGAAGUGGUUGGUGUAAACAGUUUCCAGGCCAGCAGGGGGCGCGCAGCUGGAGCAAAAAUGUUGCGCGUUUAAGGAAAGGAAAAAACCGAGUGCGGAGUCUGCGCAACGAAGUUUCGGGAGAACCGCAGAGAAAGAAGGAGGAGGAGGAGAACAGCGCCAUUUUUAUUUUACUGGUCUGGGCCCGGUUCUGAUGGAUUUCCCAGAGGAUCAGAAGAUGGCGGCGCCCGGCGGCGACGCGGCGUGGGGCGAAGACGAGGAAGACGGCGUCCAUGGAGGAGUGAAGGAAGCGUUCCGGUCCAAACCCCGGUUCUCCUACACGGAGGUGAAACUGCUGCUGGAUGAGGUGAAGAAGAACAGACACAUCCUGCUCAAGAAGUUUAACCGCGGCGUGUCGGUGGACGCCAAGAAGCAGAAGUGGACCGAGAUCACGGAUCGGAUCAACGGGCUGGGAGAGAACCACCGAGAGACGCGGCAGAUCAUGAAGAAGUGGGCGGACCUGAAAUGCGACGGGAAGCGGCGGCUGCUGGCCCUGCGGGGCCCCAACGGCUCCAACCUGAGGAAGAAGCGUCUGGGCCCGGUGGAGCGGAUGGUGCAUCGCAUCCUGAUGAUGAGUCCUUCCAGAGAUGGCGGCAGCGACCAGGACUGGAGUCCUGCCGAGGACUUUUCCAAGUCGCUCCAGACGGGUCCGCUGAUGCAGCCGCCGGCGCCGUAUUCCUACCUGAACUUGAAUGAGAACUCCGGUUCCCAUGGCGACGGCCUGUCCUUCGACAUGUCGCCUCUGUCCUCGCCGGAGAACGAACCCGACGAGCUGAUCCACUCCUCCUCCGAGUUCGAGCAGGCCGAUGAUGAAGGUCCGUCCUCCCAGGACGUCAAGCAGAGGAUCAGACCCGUCUUCACGUACUCCAGGACUCACCAGAACCAGAACCAGAAGUCCUGCAGCCUCCCUCCAGGGGGCGCCGUUCCCUCCUCCUCCUCCUCUUCGUCGGCAGCGGCCGCCCGCCCCGUCGCUCCCGUCCCGUCGCUCCCGUCCCGGCCGUCCCCAUCCCGGCUGUCCUCCCAGAGCCUCCAGCAGCAGCGUGCGGGCCGCCUGCUGCUGGGCUCGGUGUCGCGCUCCCUGGAGGUUCUGACCCGGUCCGUCCAGCUGCUGGUGGAGAACCAGCAGGAGUUCGUCCAGGAGUCGCUGCAGCUGCAGAGGGACGCCGUGGACGUCCUCAGAGACUUCUCUGAGACUGCGCUGCGAAUGCUGAGGGACAAAACCAGCAGCGGACCGCCCGGACCGGACCAGAACCUACAGCAGAACCACCAGCAGAAUCCCCCUACCGGGUCUCAGCAGCAACAUCAAGCCUCACGGUUCUGACCCUCCUACUGCCCAUCUGACCAGAACCGGAACGCAGGACACGCUGACCUGCUGCAGGGCCGGAACCAGGUUCUGACCCAGUCGGUGCCGUUGGUUCUGAUCUGGUCGGUUCCGGCUCUUUAUUUAUUGACAUCCUGCUCAGGUUGUCCUCACGUUGGCAGCAGGACAAAUGGAGAAAAACUCCCAAUUAUUUUGAUUUUUCAAUCAACUCACUUUAUUUUAAGUUGUCAACAUUAAACACAGGAAACAAAAACAUAA
Xiphophorus maculatus (southern platyfish) is the source of this 2413-nucleotide messenger RNA. RefSeq lists its product as uncharacterized. Gene Ontology annotation, cellular component: nucleus. The transcript has 7 exons. Lineage: Eukaryota; Metazoa; Chordata; Actinopteri; Cyprinodontiformes; Poeciliidae. The coding region runs from base 989 to 2155 and encodes 388 amino acids. The record is from RefSeq and is a predicted model, not a curated record.